This is a messenger RNA of Eruca vesicaria subsp. sativa (arugula), 1359 nucleotides long. The record is from the annotation of a GenBank genome assembly. Lineage: Eukaryota; Viridiplantae; Streptophyta; Magnoliopsida; Brassicales; Brassicaceae.
AUGGAUUCGUUCACGUCCUUCUUCGAUUCUCAAACCAGUAGCAGAAGCUGGAGCUGUGAUUCUCUCAAGAACCUCCGUCAGAUCUCUCCUUCCGUUCAGAAUCAUCUUAAGCGGGUUUAUCUGACUCUGUGUUGUGCUCUUGUUGCAUCUGCCUUUGGAGCUUACCUCCACAUGCUCUGGAACAUCGGUGGUAUCCUCACAACCAUUGGAUGCGUUGGAACCAUGAUUUGGCUGCUUUCGUGUCCUCCUUAUCAACAACAGAAGAGGCUUUCACUUCUGUUCCUCUCUGCGGUUCUUGAAGGUGCUUCUGUUGGUCCAUUGAUUAAAGUGGUUGUUGAUUUUGACCCGAGCAUCCUUGUCACUGCGUUUGUUGGAACUGCGAUUGCAUUUAUCUGUUUCUCGGCAGCAGCGAUGCUUGCGAGACGCAGAGAGUAUCUCUACCUUGGAGGACUGCUUUCGUCUGGCUUGUCCAUACUUAUGUGGCUUCAGUUUGCUUCUUCCGUCUUUGGUGGCUCUGCGUCUAUCUUUAAGUUUGAGCUCUAUUUUGGACUUCUAAUCUUUGUGGGAUACAUGGUGGUGGACACACAAGAGAUUAUCGAGAAAGCACAUCUUGGUGAUAUGGAUUAUGUGAAACAUUCGUUGACCCUUUUCACCGAUUUUGUAGCUGUGUUUGUUCGUAUCCUCAUCAUUAUGUUGAAGACGCUGCGGAUAAAGAGGAGAAGAAGAAGAAAAGGAGAAACUGAGACUACAAGUGACGUAAGAAGCAAAUAGAGUGAUGUGUGUUAUAUGAGUACAUGAAAGCUUUGUUGUUCUUAGCUGUUAGGAAGUACUUGCUGGUAGAGUCCACAUGUCAUAUAGUUUGCUUGUUCCUUUUGUUGCAUCUGACCUGUGUCUCAUAUUUUCAGUGUGGCUGAAGUUGUUUUAGUUUCCUUACUUCUCAAUGUUGUAGAGAACUUUCAUAAUUCUUCAUGAGUUGAAGGUCGUGAUUCUGCUGUUUAAAUCUCAUGAUGACAAGUAGGGAAUAGACCUCUAGAAGUUGUUUGUGGAGUUCAGAAUCUUGUUAGCAAAUGUUAGUUAACUGGCUGAAUUUAGACUCUGGAUGAGUGGAUGGAAUCAUGUGUUCGAUAAAGUUAGCUAACUCGCCUUUGGUAGGCCAAAAAGAAAACAAAGUUCCCUGAAAUUUGAGUGCCAAAUGUUUCGAAGUCUCUGUAUCUCCUCUUUUACGUUAUAUAUAGGUACAUCCCACUAGCUUUUGCUUACAGAACUCAUAGUCUUUGCUGAUCAAACUACUUAGGUAUCAAUGAUGCGUACAAACAGAAACCUGUGAUUCAAAAAACAAACAGAAACCACACAUUAGAU